Molecule: messenger RNA, 1296 nt
Organism: Sclerotinia trifoliorum
Lineage: Eukaryota; Fungi; Ascomycota; Leotiomycetes; Helotiales; Sclerotiniaceae
Source: the annotation of a GenBank genome assembly
AUGGAAAUUCCACAUCCGCGGCGCAUUCUAGCUGUCAGUAGACCAGACUCAGGUCUUGUAGAUUUGCUAAAGGGUUUGAAUACCACUUAUACCAUCUACAUGAAUCUCGAAAUUGACUUGUGUUUCCAGGUCUCACGGGUUCUGCACCUGAUCUUUCGGGGGACUCAAUUGCAGGUACUACCCAUGAGUGGUCUAUCAAAACCAACUACUACACCGCAAGCGUCCCAAUAUGGCUUGAUGAAAUACAUGAGCCUGAGAUAUGGUGUAAGGAAUUUUUGGCACCAGAAGCUCGAGAAGUUUUGACAGUACUUGGUGCCUUUAUUGUAUGUUUUCGAAAGCCCAUUGAUGAAGCUGAAUUGCAAGCUUUUAAGAUUCUUCUGGAAAGUGUGGCCGAAGUUGCCAAGGAAGGUUGUGGCUAUACCUGGGAUGGUGUCUGUUUAGCUGUGGCAAUGCCACAGUCCACGACUCCAUACUUGGAGAAGAAGUUCGACGAGUGGGAAGAUUUAUGCCAGGAGCAUGGUUUUGAGUUUGUUGACUUUGAAAGUAAGGGUAGAAAUGAAUACUCAGGUAAAGUAAUUCUUCCAAGGACAUUUACAUGUUUUAUCAUUGACAUCCGUAGAACCUAUGGGUCUCGAAAGGUUGAAAGAAGCUUUAGAAGCCAAUGAAUGGGAUGGAGGCGACGAUGAUGGGGAAGGAAUUGAUUUAGGCGAUCUCGAGGAGGAUGGUGAUGACGAUAAGAGUAUUGGAUUUGGAAUCGAAGCAGCUGAAAUGGAGAUGGAGAUGUUCGGUAUGAAACAGGCAAUUCAAAAUGAGUCUGCAAGAAAGACGAGCGCCGAUGAGGAAGAUGAGAAUGAGGAUGGAGUAGAGCAGCUUGAAGCUUUAAUGUUGAGGAUGCAAGCAGUUAAAGGUAAGAGAUUCGUACUCAAUGGGGGGAAUUCCUUCACUGACAUAAACAGAUAUGGGAGCGGAUUUGCCUGAAGCGGAGAGAAAAAGGUUUGCUGCAAAAGCCGUUAACGAUUUAAUGAAAACGUUAUAAGAUGCGCUGCUGCCACAUUGAGCAAUGAUGCGGAGACGAUGGGUUUCUGUCUCAUGCGGGGCUCUCUUCAACCCCGGGGCUUGAAGAUUUUAUAUAUUUCGCCGCAUGCCAAUCCCCCUGUAAUUUUCCAAUGCUCGCUGGUACUGUGGAAAGUGAAGAAUAGCAUCGUGUCCAACCGAGCAACUCCUAGACGUUCCGCCCGUCGAGUGCCUUAUGGUCCAAAGCCUCUCAUGCCAUUUCAAAGCCCAAUGGACCCAAUU